Molecule: messenger RNA, 2106 nt
Organism: Guyanagaster necrorhizus
Lineage: Eukaryota; Fungi; Basidiomycota; Agaricomycetes; Agaricales; Physalacriaceae
Product: long-chain-fatty-acid-CoA ligase
Exons: 20
Coding region: 292-2070 (592 amino acids)
Biological process (GO): fatty acid metabolic process
Molecular function (GO): medium-chain fatty acid-CoA ligase activity
Source: RefSeq, a predicted model, not a curated record
CGCUAGCAAUUCUUUGUUCCUGAAUGGCGGCCUGCAAUUCUCGUGGCGUUGAAUUUGAAAAAGCCAGGCGGUGAGAGCCUGAGACAUAUUCGAUUUUGCAUCCGCGGAUGCUUCCUUCAAACGGCUCUCGGGGAUACUAUCGAAAACGUCCAAGGAAGAGCCGAAUGACGAGAAAAGGCGGUUAUCGCAGUCCCGGAACAGCCACAACGUUUCAGUCGCAUGAUCCACGAAAGCGUCCCAGUUCGGCUUCUUAAUAACCGGUCUCAGAACUUCAACGUCCAUCUUUCUUCCAUGACAGACACAACGGCCUGGACACCGCACUGCUCUGUGGAGGAAGCUGAUGAAAUACUCACAAGACCAGGAAGCCCACUCGAAAUCGAAACUCGGAUUAUCGAUGGGAGAGUACUGAAAGUCUGGAAGAAUCUCUGGCCCUCUGUGCGAGCAUUCUUCUUGCAUUCGACAAAGGAGCACGCCGACAAAUCCUGUGUGAUAUACGAGAAUGAACGCUACACCUUCCAGGAAAUGUUAACAAUGUCUGUUAAAUGCGCGGCCAUUUUUAGAGAUGUUUUCGGUAUUAAGAAGGGUGAUCGCGUUGUCAUUUGCUCUCGAAACGUUCCGAGCUACUUCAUCGUGUUUUGGGCUUGCCAUCUUCUGGGAGCUGUAACUGCUCUCGUGAACGCAUCGCUGCCAUUGGACCCCCUCAGGCAUUGUAUUAUGCUAACAAAAUGUACAAUGAUCAUCCUCGAUCCCGAGCGAGCGGAGCAGGUCGAGCCGAUAGCCGCUGAUCUUAAGCACGCAACAGGCGCAUCCGGGUAUCUUGUUCUCGAGGAUCAUGAGGGCAGAGGUCAUUGGGAAAGCAUGGAUGUUUGGAGCAAAGUAUUCCGCCAGUACUACAAGGAUCCAGGAGAAAUACUGCGUGACGAUCCCCACAUUAUGCCAGAGGAUGACGCGACGAUCAUCUUUACGUCGGGAACUACUGGUCUACCAAAGGGCGUCCUGAGUUCACAACGUGCAUUUCUGACGUCGCUGUUUAACUUAACCUUGAUCUUCGGAAGAGACUACAUUCGGAGAGGCCUGCCAGUCCCUUCUUCACCCGUAUCAAGUACGCAGAAUGGUGUCCUGCUUCCAGCAUCAUUGUUCCAUGUCACUGGAACCAGCACGACUCUUUCCGGAACAUUUCAUGGGACGAAGAUUAUUUUAAUGCGAAAAUGGAACGUAGCAGAAGCUGCAAGAUUGUGCAGGGAAGAGGGCGUUAUCUCUCUGGCUAGUGUUCCAUCAACUAUAAGCGACCUGGCUGAUAGCCCAUUGUCUGGUUUUCCCUUGGAAAUGAUCACAUUCAGUGGGGCUCCGGUCCCGCCGUCUCUCCUGCGCAAGUCGAAGGAAGCCUUUCCACGUGCAUCAAUCGGACAAGCCUAUGGUCUCACCGAGACCAAUGCCACGUCGGUUGGUUUCGGUGGACUGGAUUGUAUGGUCAAACCGGAAAGCUGUGGUUUUGUAAUGCCUGUCGACGAGAUUUUGAUAAUGAAAGAUAAUGUCAGAGCUGCCUCUGGUGUGGUGGGGGAGAUAUGGCUUCGUGGUCCGAACAUGAUGAAAGGUUAUUAUGGAGAUCAAGCGGCUACUGACAAGGUUCUGACUAAAGAUGGAUGGAUAAUGACUGGAGAUCUUGGCUGCGUCGACGAAGAAGGGUAUGUAUACAUUAAAGACCGGAUCAAAGAUAUCAUUAUCCGUGGCGGGGAGAAUGUCGACUCGGUUUCCGUGGAAAAUGCCUUGUACACCGAACCUGGUGUUCUGGAAGCGGCUGCGGUGGGCGUGCCCGAUAAACGGCUGGGCGAGCUGGUGACCGCGUUGGUCACUCUCAAACCAAGCUAUCGUGGGAGGAUCACCGAGAAGAAACUUUUGGAGACUGCGAGGAAGUUGUUGCCAAAAUUCGCUAUCCCGGUAAUGAUUGUUUUGCAGGACGGAGAGUUUGAUCAUACGCCGUCUGGGAAGAUUAUUAAGGCGCGGUUACGGGUAACAGCGCAGAAAGAGUGGGUUCGUAGACAGAUGGACAAAGCGAAGUCAAGGAUGUAAGAUUGAGACGUGUAGAACAAUUUUGUUGCGGUGCUU